AUGGAAGACUGCGGUGAUUAUAGUACUGCGGAAACCGGGGAAACCGGACUACUCGGUCCCUGGAGCAUACCGCCCGAUCUCACUCCUCAACACACUGGGAAAGAGAAAUAUAACCUCCUCCCAAACGCACAAAUCGGAGCCAGACCAGGCAGAACUACGGAACAGGCACUUCUAGUUCUGGCCAGCGCCAUCGACCAGGCCCGGAAACGCGGUAGGGUCCUGACCCUAGUCUCCUUUGAUAUCAAAGGGGCCUUCAAUGGGGUAAAUAAAGACACAUUGGAGGCCAGGCUCAGAGAGAUGGGAAUCCCUCAGAUAGCACGAAGAUGGGUCCAAAGCUUCAUGGAAAACAGGUCCGCCAAUAUCAAAUUCGACGAUUUCAGCACCGAGGUAGCCUCGCUUCCUAACGCUGGCCUUGCCCAAGGAUCUCCCCUCUCCCCAAUCCUCUUCACCAUCUUCAACUCGGACCUGGUCGACCAACCGGUAGACCAUAACGGAGGCGCAUCCGCCUUUAUAGAUGAUUAUUUCCGCUGGAGAACCGGACCAAACGCAGAAAGUAAUCUGCAAAAGAUCCAACAGAUAGAUGUCCCUAGAAUCGAAGAAUGGGCGAGACGGACUGGCUCACGGUUCUCGGCCGAGAAGAUGGAGCUGAUCCAUUUCACCGGAAGAAAAAGAGACCAAACAACGGGGUCCAUCAUGAUGAAUGGACACACCAUCUCACCAUCACCAGAGGUCAAGCUCUUGGGAGUAUACUUUGACCAGGAACCAAAUUGGAAAACACACACACAAUAUAUGGUCAAGAGGGCCACCAACACAUGUGUCGCCAUCGGACGCCUGUCCCACCUACGGCCAGAACAAAUGAGGCAGCUCUACACUGCCUGUGUAGUCCCUAAAUUGACAUACGCCUCCACGGUAUGGUACAACCCCUUAAAGGGAGCCACACAAGUCAAGGCUCUCACCAAGGUCCAGCGAACGGCCCUGAUCAGGAUCCUGUCCACAUUCCGAACGGUGGCAACACAAACUCUUGAAAUGGAGGCGCACAUCCCCCCCAUACGCGCCCGGCUGCGACAGCGAGCCCGGGAUGUUGUCAUCAGCCUCCGCACACUCCCACAAUCUCACCCGAUACAUGGGCCCCUCAGGAGGGCCAUGGCAGGUGCAACCUGCAAUGGAAACAGAUGUUACUACCCACUAGAGGACACGAUGAGAAUGUUCCACAGGGAGGAGCUGGAACCAAUAGAGAUAAUCGACCCAUGCCCCCCGGAACCAUGGCAGAAGCCAGUAUUCAAAGGCAUCUACCUCGACUCCGACAGGGCCAGAGCCAUUGAGAGAGCUACGAAAAUAAUGGAGAACCCAACCAAGGCAGUCUUCACCGAUGCCGCAAAGGAGAAUUCGGCGCUUGGAGCAGCGGCGCUGAUCAUGGACGAAUCAUACCACAUCCAGUAUGGCAUACAAGUUGGUGUUGGGCGGGAAAAGCACUGGACUGUCACAACGGCUGAGCUGCUAGCGAUAUACCAUGGACUCUACCUGGUAUGGAGAUCUCACUCAAGUGAGGGGACACCGACCCCCCACCAGCGCCACACAUACACCAUCCUCAGCGACUCCCGUACCGCUCUUCGAGCCAUCGCAAACUCCUCAAAACAAGUCGGAGGACAGAUAGUCCAGAACAUUCUGCACACAACAAAAGAGCUGAGAUCCAUAGGCGUAGACCUCUGCCUCCAGUGGGUACCAGGACACAGUGGAAUCAAGGGAAAUGAAAUGGCCGACCAGCUCGCUAAGCAGUCAAUCAACCCAAACCCAACGCGUGGUUUCCCAAAGCCUGCCUCACACCUUAGGGAAGCCAGCCGCAACAGCACCACACAGGAGUGGAGAGAUGAAUGGUCCUCAACGGCAAAGGGGACUCACCUGCGGAAGAUAGACGCAGCCCUCCCGGGCCAACAUACCCGCCGUCUAUAUGCCACCCUUCCAAGGCCUCGAGCAAGACUCCUGGCGCAACUCAGAACGGGCCACUCAUGGCUGAAUGAAUUCCGAAACCGAAUAAAAUACGCUGACGACAACAAAUGUGAAUGUGGAGCAAAAGAAUCGGUCCAUCACGUCCUAGUAGACUGCCCGAGACUGCAGCAACAACGUCGGGUUCUGCGACAAAAGAUUGGGGACAGGUUCAACAAUAUAUCCCUGAUGCUAGGGGGUAAACCACCAAACUGGACAAUAAAUGGGACGGAAUGGAAAAUCAGUAGAGGGGACCUCGAUGCGAUCCUAGACUUCGCUGAGAGCUCGGAAAGAUUCCAAGGCAGAGACAACUAG
This is a messenger RNA of Histoplasma mississippiense, 2298 nucleotides long. RefSeq lists its product with no specific name. The transcript has 2 exons. Gene Ontology annotation, molecular function: RNA-DNA hybrid ribonuclease activity; nucleic acid binding. The record is from RefSeq and is a predicted model, not a curated record. The coding region runs from base 1 to 2298 and encodes 765 amino acids. Lineage: Eukaryota; Fungi; Ascomycota; Eurotiomycetes; Onygenales; Ajellomycetaceae.